AGCGCCAGUCUCACACUUCAACCGAUGCGCCGCGUCCCCGGCAGCCUCGCGUCAGCACCGCCGGUCACAUCUCAAACUUGUCAGACUUUGCAUGACAGCCUAUUUCAAAGCAUGGAUUUGGACGCGGAUUGUUGUCAUUUUGGAUGAAAUCACGGUCUGCUGCAGACAGCCCCGCCUUGUGACACCUUGCGACCCGACACCGGCUUUCUCGCUCAUCGCACUGUUGUUCAUUUAUUGACGGGUUUCAGGGCGACUGCUGUGUAAUAUGAUGGUGCGUCCGUGUCUUGCGCGCCGGGCUCUGGGCUGAACGCAUGCAUGAGCGCGGAACGUGGAUAGAUAGCGCGUUUCUCUCUCUGCGUUUCUCAGUGUAAUCAGCGCCUUUCUAAAUGGAUGAGGAAAUAGACACCCGCAAGAUCAACAACAGCUUCCUUCGCGACCACAACUAUGCAACUGAAGCUGACAUCAUAUCCACUGUUGAGUUCAACUCGACAGGAGAACUCCUGGCCACUGGGGACAAAGGUGGACGAGUGGUGGUCUUCCAGAGGGAACAGGAGAGUAAGAACCAGCCUCACCGUCGGGGGGAGUACAAUGUUUACAGCACCUUUCAGAGCCACGAGCCCGAGUUUGACUACUUGAAAAGCCUGGAGAUUGAGGAGAAGAUCAACAAAAUCCGCUGGCUGCCGCAACAGAAUGCCGCCUAUUUCCUCCUGUCCACCAACGACAAAACUGUGAAGCUAUGGAAAAUCAGCGAGAGAGACAAACGACCGGAGGGCUACAAUCUGAAGGAUGAAGAAGGCAGGAUACGGGACCCAACCACCAUCACAUCUCUGAGGGUGCCUGUGUUGAGGCCCAUGGACUUGAUGGUGGAAGCAACACCACGUCGCAUAUUCUCUAAUGCUCACACCUAUCACAUUAACUCCAUCUCAGUCAACAGCGACUAUGAGACGUACAUGUCCACGGAUGAUCUGAGGAUCAACCUAUGGAACCUGGAGAUCACAAACCGAAGCUUUAAUAUUGUGGACAUAAAGCCAGCCAACAUGGAAGAAUUGACCGAGGUGAUCACAGCGGCUGAGUUUCACCCUAACCAGUGCAACACAUUUGUCUACAGUAGCAGCAAGGGCUCCAUAAGAUUGUGCGACAUGAGAACCUCCGCACUUUGUGACAACCAUUCUAAAUUAUUUGAGGAACCAGAAGACCCCAGUAAUCGCUCCUUCUUCUCAGAGAUCAUCUCCUCCAUCUCAGAUGUGAAAUUCAGCCACAGUGGACGCUACUUGAUGACCCGUGACUACCUCACAGUGAAGGUGUGGGACAUCAACAUGGAGAGCAGGCCUUUGGAAACUUACCAGGUCCAUGACUACCUUAGGAGUAAGCUGUGCUCACUGUACGAGAAUGACUUCAUCUUCGACAAGUUUGAAUGUGUCUGGAAUGGAACUGACAGUGUCCUAAUGACAGGCUCCUACAACAAUUUCUUCCGUAUGUUCGAUCGAAACACUAAGCGCGACGUCACUCUGGAGGCCUCGCGGGAAAACAGCAAACCCAGAGCCAUCCUCAAGCCACGCAAAGUUUGUGUUGGUGGCAAGCGUCGUAAAGAUGAAAUCAGCGUGGACAGUCUGGACUUCAGUAAGAAGAUCCUACACACUGCAUGGCACCCCAAUGAGAACAUCAUCGCUGUGGCUGCCACCAACAACCUCUAUAUAUUUCAGGACAAGGUCAACUAGCAUGUAGCUCUGAUGUCUCCAGUUAUCACAGCAACAAGAGGCAUUAUUUCUCUAGAUGAACUGGGGGUGGAAAGGUUGGACUCACUAGCAGUGAACUUGAACAUCUAGGUGAGCUUUGCCUUCUACAGCAGAUUUGAUACUGCACUGGAUCUAACAAAACUUGCACUGCAACCAUGGACAAUGACACUGGCUGUUGGACUGCUUUUGUUUUUAAUUUCUUCAAAUCCCCCUCGCUAGAGGUUUAUCGGUAAUGCACAGCAAUACAAAGAGGAUCCUUUGACCUUUAAUGUCAUUAAAGGCCCUUUCACAUGACUCAUGUCAUGGCUUGAGCACAUCUCUCCAGCACCAUUUGACCUCCAUGAGAAGCGUCGUAGAUGCCGUCAUGGAAGGAUGUUGCUAGGUUGGAAGAAAAUGGGAAAUGUACUGUGAAAAUAAAGCAAAGAAAAAUUUAUUUGAGCUUAGAGCAGAAAAAGAGUCCUGCUGAUUGCUUUGAGAGAAAAAAAUAGAAUGUGUUUCUCUGAAUGUCAUGAUAUGCCUUUGAAGUUGAGCAGCUGCACAGCCUCUUCCAUCUUGCUUUGAUUUUUGUGCUGGCGUCUCUCACGUAAUGUCAUGCAAACGUGGUAAUCAUUGGAUGCGUUUUGAAAGCUCAACGAAAAGCCUAGUCAAAUUUGACAUUGAAUGCUACAAUAUUUGCUAGAAUAUUUUAACUUCACGCUAUUGUGUGCAAUGCAUUGAAGAGUCAUGUGAAAGGGCCUUAAGAUAAUGAGAGGAAAUGUUUCAACUGAGUCCGUAUUCAUCCUAUAUCCGAUUCUUGCUUCUUGGCAGGACAGAGGAUGCGGAUGGCUUUGAUAACUGCAUAUGUUGUGGCUGCUGUGGCCGUGAGGUCUCCCAACUUUUCAGCUUCUGAAUUUUCAUUUCCCGUUUUACUUAAUGAAGGUGCAUGCAUCAUUUCAAAACCCAGCUUAUGGGUUGAUUGAUGCAACAAACAGGAAUGGUGUAAAAUUGAAGUAAACAAUGUAGCAUAUGUAUUAAUGUUCUGCUUUUUUGUUCUAAUUUGAUAAAGAAAAGGGGGGAAAAAAACUAAUAAAAAUCAAG
Molecule: messenger RNA, 2813 nt
Organism: Sinocyclocheilus rhinocerous
Lineage: Eukaryota; Metazoa; Chordata; Actinopteri; Cypriniformes; Cyprinidae
Product: serine/threonine-protein phosphatase 2A 55 kDa regulatory subunit B beta isoform-like
Exons: 9
Coding region: 387-1718 (443 amino acids)
Cellular component (GO): protein phosphatase type 2A complex
Molecular function (GO): protein phosphatase regulator activity; protein binding
Source: RefSeq, a predicted model, not a curated record